AUGGCACUGAGAAAAAUAUUUCGGAAAGAUCGUAGGAGUGAACCUAUGUCUGUCUUUUCGUUACGAAUUAUUGUAACGACACUAUUUGUAGUUAUUCUGGUUGGAUAUUCUAUAUCUUUGAUUUUGGAUAUUUACAAUGAUCAGCCAGCUAUUCAAAGCUCUUUUAUUGAAGCAAGUUCAUUCCCCGUUCCAGAUAAUAGUACACGUCAAGAUAAUAAAGCAUGCGUUCAAUACAUAGGACAGCCCGUAUUGAGCACCACAUCAAAGUAUGAUGGAUAUUUUAAAACUGAUGGUGAUUUAUUCUUUUCAACAAGUUCUAAUGAAGGCCUGAAAAACAUGGGAAUUACAAUUUAUAUUGAUGAUGUCACAUACAAUGCGAGCGAUCCAUUAAUGUCUAUAGAUAUUCACACAAUUGAUUCAGAACUUUAUAAUAUUUAUGGACUUAAAUUGUUUGAAAGUCAAAAUUCAUUGUUUUUGGAUUCAUUAUCUUAUAAUAUUCAAAUAACGAGAAAUAUAAAAAAUCUUAUGUCACGAAGUUGGAAAAAUUAUUUUGGAUUUGCACCAGAACAUGAAAGAAUACCUUAUGUUACUUCCAUAAUUGAUUCUUCUAUUAUUUCGAAUACUACGGAACUUCGAACAUUAUUUUCUACAAUAAAUAUCGAACCACAGUCAUUUAUU
This is a messenger RNA of Cetraspora pellucida, 678 nucleotides long. NCBI's taxonomy places the organism in Eukaryota, Fungi, Glomeromycota, Glomeromycetes, Diversisporales, Gigasporaceae. The record is from the annotation of a GenBank genome assembly.